Messenger RNA from Cydia pomonella (codling moth), 4908 nucleotides. RefSeq names its product nardilysin-like. Bases 53 to 3472 code for a protein of 1139 amino acids. The record is from RefSeq and is a predicted model, not a curated record. Gene Ontology annotation, molecular function: metal ion binding; metalloendopeptidase activity. Gene Ontology annotation, biological process: proteolysis. The transcript has 24 exons. Lineage: Eukaryota; Metazoa; Arthropoda; Insecta; Lepidoptera; Tortricidae.
UGCCAAUCAGCGUUAUAAAUAUUGCAACAUUGAACCAUGCUGUAGCCAAUAAAUGUCAAAAUUUCUGUCCAUCUUUAUUCAAAAAUCAUUUGAUUAUUCACGAGCAAAACACAGCGUAGUAAUCAUGUCCAAAAGAAGUGGCUUCCAUAGAGCUCCUAAAUUUAAGCCCGAAGUGAAAGUGGUCCAAAAGCCUCCUAAGCCCACCAUAAACAUGUUCAGAACUGAGAAAGUUGAGGUUCUCCCUGAACCUAUAAAAUCUGAAGCUGAUAAAAAGCUUUACAAAACAAUUAGGUUAGAAAAUGGUUUAACAGCUCUACUCAUAUCAGAUCCAACUGGGCUUGAUGUAGUGGAUGAUACAUCCAGUGAGGAGGAGAGCAGCAGUUCGGAUGAUACCAGUGGUCCGGAGAGUGACACACAGUCAGAACGGUCCGGAACCAGCGACCAACAUGGGAAUAAAAGGCACAAUGACUUCAAUGAAGAGAAGCUGGCGGCAUGUGCGCUCUGCGUGGGCGUGGGCAGCUAUAGCGACCCGCCCGACAUACAGGGGCUGGCGCAUUUCGUCGAGCACAUGGUGUUCAUGGGCAGCGAGAAGUACCCCAAGGAAAACGAGUUUGACGCUUUCAUCAAGAAAAAAGGAGGUUCAGACAACGCCUCAACGGAUUGCGAGGUGACGACGUUCUAUUUCGAGAUCCAAGAGAAGCACCUCCCACACGCAAUGGAUAUGUUCAGCCAGUUCUUCGUGAGCCCCCUCAUGAUGAAGGAGGCUAUGCAGAGGGAACGAGAGGCAAUACAGUCAGAGUUUGCUAUCGCCGCGCCAUCGGACUCCAACCGCAAAGAUCAGCUGCUGUCCAGCCUGUUCCCUGAAGGACACCCCGCGCGGACAUUCACGUGGGGCAACCUUAAGAGCCUGAAGGACAUGGUCGAGGACGACCACCUACACAAAGCUGCACACGACUUCAGGAAACGACACUAUAGCGCGCACAGGAUGACGCUUGCCGUGCAGGCUCGAAUGGAUUUAGAAACUUUAGAAAAAUACGUCGUGAACACGUUCGGCCAAAUCCACUCGAACAAGCUGCCAGGCGACGACUUUACCGAUUACAUGUUCCGACCAGACCUCGUCACGCCUGAGUUCCGGAGCAUCUACUACGUCAAACCCGUCAGCGAUACUACUGAGGUUCACCUAACAUGGAGCAUGCGGUCCCUGAUCUCCGAAUACGAGUCGAAGCCUCACCAGUACAUCUCUUAUUUGUUGGGGCACGAGGGCAAGGGCAGUCUUCUGUCCUAUCUUAGGAAAAAGGUGUGGGCGCUGGGCAUCUACACGGGCAACUCGGAGAGCGGCAUCGACUACACCUCCAUGUACAGCCUGUUCUCCACGCAGAUCGUGCUCACUAAAGACGGGCUGGACCACAUCGACGAGGUUUUGGAAGCCAUAUUCUCAUAUAUAAACAUGCUGAAACACUUGGGACCAUCGGAACGAAUUUACGAUGAAAUAAAGACUAUAGAAGAAACAAGUUUCCGGUUCGAGGAGGAGUCCCAGCCGGCGGACUACGUGGAGUCGCUGGCGGAGAACAUGCACUUCUACCCGCCCGAGCACUACAUCACCGGCGACCGCCUCUACUACAAAUAUGAUCCUAAGGGAAUCCGUGAGGUACUGGAGUGUAUGAGCGCCGACAGCGUGAACAUCAUGAUCCUGUCCAACAAGCACUCGCAGAAGAUCGAGUACGACGCCAAGGAGAAGUGGUUCGGUACAGAGUACCGCAGGGAAGCAAUUCCGCCCGCCUGGCUGGAGCGCUGGCUCAACGUGGCGCCGUACAGCCAGUUCCACAUCCCCGACAAGAACGUGUACCUCACCACGGACUUCUCGCUCGCGCCGCCGCCGCAGCCCUACCUCGACGCGGCCAAGGAACUCGGCAUAGAUCUGGCUAAUAGCUCUGCUAAAGACAUUUACAAGAGGACACAGAAGAGAGGGGAACAGACGACGAUACUUUCUAAGGAUGAUCUCAUGGCCACUGUCAAUAAUUUCAGGCUCGACCAGCCCAACCUGCUCCGCAAGAACAAGCACAUGGAAUUGUGGUACAAGCCCGACUUCAAGUUCCGCUUCCCCACCGCGCUUCUCUACUUCUACUUCAUCACGCCACUUAGCCUGAAGUCUCCGAGAGACGCUUGCCUUCUGGAUUUGUGGACGGACGUUUUACAACAGGGGCUCAAAGAAGAAGUUUAUCCGGCAAAUAUGGCGGACCUCUCGCACUCACUAUACGUUUCCGACAAAGGCUUGACGCUCAAAGUGUCCGGGUACAGUCAAAAUUUACACCUGCUGGUGGAGCUGAUCACCCGCGAGAUGCCGCAGACGGGCGGCGCGCUGCCGGCGCCGCUGUUCGAGGCGGUGCGCGACGUGCGCGCGCGCUCCUACCACAACGUGCUCAUCAAGCCGCACAAGCUCGCCAAAGAUGUGCGGAUGAACAUACUGCUCGAGCCGUAUAUCUCACCGCGAGACAAGGCGUCCAUUGUGCACAACGUCACUUUAGACGAACUGAAGGAAUUCAGCAAGCAGUUGCUUAGCAAACUCUACUUGCAGGUGCUGAUCCAAGGCAACAUUGAGUGGGACCGAGCCAUUCGGAUAUCGGACAAUGUUUUGUCUACGAUCCGAUGGGAAGGACUUGCUGAAAAUGAGCUUCCUAAUUUACAAGUGCACCAGUUGCCACUCGGCGAGAAGAAGAUCCGCGUGAUGAGCCUCAACACCGAAUCCACCAACAGCAUCGUCACCAACUACUACCAGGGGGAGGCCACCACCCGUGAAGACACCGCCACACUCGAAGUUCUCAUGAUGGUGAUGGAAGAGCCAGUGUUCGACGUACUGCGAACCAAGGAGCAGCUGGGGUACAGCGUGUUCAGCAUGAUGCGGUACACCUUCGGGGUGCUGGGCGUCAGCGUCACGGUCAACACGCAGGCCGACAAGUUCAGUGUUUCACAUGUGGACAGCCGUAUAGAGGCGUUCAUGAAGAAAUUCUCACGCGACGUACGGCGGCUCGGGGAGAAGACUCUCCAAGCCACCAAGAGCUCGCUGGUGCAGCUCAAGCAUACCACCGACUACGAGCUCAAAGAGGAGGUCGAAAGGAAUUGGAGAGAAAUUGUUAGCAGGGAAUACCAGUUCCAAAGGCUGUUCCUAGAGGCGGAGGCCAUUGAAAAAAUCAAGCUGUCAGAUCUCAAGAGUUGGGUCGAGAACCACUUCUCGACCGGAAACAAGUCGAAAUUCAGGAAACUUUCCAUACAGAUCGUAGGUCACAAAUCCGCCACCCCCAACAACACGACAGCGCCCGCGCCCGCGCCGGUGGGCUACGCGCUGCGCAUCGUGACGACGGCCGAGCCGGGCGACGGCGCCGACAGCGUCCGCGACCUCAUCCCCGACGUGCGCGCCUUCAAGCAGCGCCUGCCCUUCGUGCCCGUGCCGCUCGUGCGGCUCGCCACCUGCUAGGAGGGGGGGGGGCUUCGUUAUGUAAGUCGCCCGAACGGGAACCGUCUGGUUUUCUUUCCAGCCAGAGUUUAUACUUUCUCAGUCACAUAUCAUUCAUUUCCCGCGAUCCAUUCGAAUUUUGUUAUAUUUUCGACCACUUAAGCAUAGUAGAACUGAACUUUUUUUCGGCUCCUAUCUUACUCUCUAAAACCGUGCUAUUGUGUAUGGUUACUAGAUCAAAAUUAUUUUCGUUGUCUUGUUUCUGACCACUCUGUCACGCUUCUAUUUUUGUCUUUUAUAAAAUAUUUUUUUUUAAAUCAGUGCUAUUGCAUAUAGCUGUAGUUUAUAAUUCUCUUGAGAAAUAUCAAAACGUAUGAAAUUUAGCGCCCCAUACAAAAAACUCCAGUCAUUUUUGGAGGACAAAAAACAAAACAACAAAAAUAAUUUUGACCCUACUACUGAAAGCUUGCCUCCCGUACUGAAUGAAGGGAAAAACCAACCAUACUGAAUACGGUCAAAUGAAAAAUACCGCAAUGUUACGAAACUUACAUGCGAGUUCCCAGACCUUCGUUAACUUAUUGUUAUUAUAGGAAACUUACUUGUGAAGUAAAUUUUAUGCAGUCCACUCCACGUUAAUCGAAAGCGGCCUUUCAUAUAUAUACCAUAUAAAUGGAAGUCAAUUUUAAACCUCGGUUGCCUCUUAGGUGCCCAUUUAAAGUCUCCACAGCAUAAAAAAUACAGUAAGUAUAAAAUAUUAAUUUAUAUUAUCUUAGUGCGUAUGACAGCCGAUAUCUUAGUGCAAUAUGUAAACAUGAAAUGUAUAAAUGGUACAUACAGGGCUAUUUAAAAUCAAGCCAUUACAUGUAAUACGUAAAAUAACGUUCUUACUAUAACUAUGACAAAUGACAAAAUAUUCGGACUUGAAGCUUGUGAUCUUCAGAGUUCCAAGUAGAAAAAGAAAAAAAAACUAGACUUGAAUUAUUAUAUCAAUAUACUCAAAAUCAUUAUUAGCUAUAUUUUGUUUUGAACGCAGAAUCAAUUUUACUGAUUGUAAUAAUAUUUUUGUUUAUUUAAUCAUAAUGUUAUUGACAAAUAUGUAAGCUAAGGGCGUAACAGGUGCACUUAUAAAAUUGUGUUCACUAUUAUGAAGUACUUGACAUCGAUAUGCGAAUUUAAAAUAGAGGUCUUAUAUGGCUUGUUGCAUUAUUGCAGACGUAUAUAUAUCAUAGAUAGUCACAUAGGCUAGUUUUUGGUUGUUUAUAUAUUUGCUGGCUUAUUUUAUUACUUUGUAAAAAAUAUUAGUAUAAUGCUAUGUAUAUAAAUUAUUUUAUAAAAAUUGCAAAUACUUAUGUGCUACUUUACUGUAGCAGUGCAGGAAAAAAAUGUAAAUAAGUUUUGUAUUUAAAUAUAGUUAUUGCAAAUAAUGAUGUGGAACAAAUAAAACUCGUUUUGUUGGA